AACCUGAUCCAGAAACAUCUUGAUUUGGCUUCGUUCAAAAGAAAACAGAGCCAACAGCUGCCAAGUGUUUUUUUUUUAUUACUCAACUUAAAUGUUUGCAAAGUCAUUUGUGAGGAUUCAUUAUUUCCAGAACUUAAUAUCCUGGGUCCUAACGACUCUGUCGCCCCCUGCAGGACUGUUCCUAAACCGCAGAGGAAGACCAAGGCGGUGGAGGUGAGAGGUCGGCGGGUGUUCGGAGCUCCUCUGCUCCUCAGCGUCCAGCAGACUGGAGAGACGCUUCCUCCCAGCAUCCUCAGAGCGCUGGUCCACCUGAGGAGCAAAUGUCUGGACCAGGUGGGUCUCUUCCGGAAGUCGGGGGUGAAGUCUCGUAUCCAGUUCCUCCGCGAGCUGGUGGAGUCGAACCCUGACGGCGUUUCCUACGAUGGUCAGUCCGCCUUCGACGUGGCCGACAUGGUGAAGCAGUAUUUCCGAGACCUGCCUGAACCGAUCUUCAGCAGCAAACUGUGCGAGUCCUUCCUCCACAUUUACCAAUAUUUCCCCAAAGAUCAGCAGCUGCUCGCGGCUCAGGCGGCCAUGUUGCUGCUUCCCGACGAGAACAGGGAGGCGCUGAUGACGCUGCUCUUCUUCCUGCGGGACGUGGUGGCGAGCGUGGACGAGAAUCAGAUGACACCGACCAACAUCGCCGUCUGCCUGGCGCCGUCGCUUUUCCACCUGAACGCCGUGAAGAGGGACGCCAGCGCAGCCAGGUCGAAUCACAGGAAGUGCAGCCUCGGUCUCCCCGAUCAACGAGACCUGAGCGAGAACCUGGCCGCCACCCAGGCCCUGGCCGACAUGAUCACCGAGGCCCGGAGACUCUUCCAGUUUCCAGAGUUCUGGCCCAGUCGGUGUCAAAGUGCUGCCGCAGAGGACGUCCAGGAGGAGGGAGGAGGCCCGGCCGGUCAGAGUGGAGGUGAGGAGGAGAGAAGGAACCAGCUGCAGCAGAUCACCCAGCACCUCCUGAGGGAGGCCAGGGAGAGGAGCCGAGGCUGGGAGAGCCACGCAGCUCCGGAGCAGGUGGAGCUCUCCUUCAAGAAGGUGGACGACGGCUGCCCGCUGUGGAUGUGGCGAGGCUCCGUGGAGGUGGACGCUCCUCAGAAGGAGCUGCUCCACCGCCUGCUGAGGGAGCGGGAGCUGUGGGAGGGAAAGCUGCGUCAGUCCACCGUCGUCCAGACGUUGUCCAAAGACACUGAAGUCUACCGCUACGUCCUGCAGGGACAGGACCUGGUGUCACGGCCGCCACAGGAGCAUCUGCUGCUCAGGACGUGGCAGGCAGACCCGUCCUCCGGGCCUCUGUACCUGUCCUCUGUGUCCACUGAGCACCCUGAGGUGCUGCUGGAGGGGAUCAGAGCUCAUGUUCACUGCUGCCUCUACAUGCUGGAGCCAACCGGAGCCAGAAAGACCCGGCUGACGCACCUCUGUCGGACGGACACCAGGUGA
This is a messenger RNA of Paralichthys olivaceus (Japanese flounder), 1476 nucleotides long. The record is from RefSeq and is a predicted model, not a curated record. NCBI's taxonomy places the organism in Eukaryota, Metazoa, Chordata, Actinopteri, Pleuronectiformes, Paralichthyidae.